Messenger RNA from Alternaria atra, 804 nucleotides. RefSeq lists its product as uncharacterized. The transcript has 3 exons. The record is from RefSeq and is a predicted model, not a curated record. Gene Ontology annotation, molecular function: oxidoreductase activity. The coding region runs from base 1 to 804 and encodes 267 amino acids. Lineage: Eukaryota; Fungi; Ascomycota; Dothideomycetes; Pleosporales; Pleosporaceae.
AUGGCCUCAAUCGAGCAGACAUGGAGCCUUGCCGGCAAGGUCGCUGUUGUUACCGGCUCAGGCCGUGGUAUCGGAAAGGCUAUGGCUAUUGAGCUGGCCAAGCGUGGCGCAAAGGUCGCCGUCAACUACGCCAAUGCCGUCGAGGGUGCUGAGCAGGUCGUUAAGGAGAUCAAGGCUCUUGGUAACGGCUCAGAUGCCGCUGCCUUCAAGGCCAAUGUUGGCAACGUCGAGGAGUCUGAGAAGCUAAUGGACGACGUUGUUGCCCACUUCGGCAAGCUCGACAUCUGCUGCUCAAACUCUGGUGUCGUUUCUUUCGGUCACUUCAAGGACGUCACACCCGAGGAGUUCGACCGUGUCUUCACCAUCAACACCCGUGGUCAGUUCUUCGUUGCUAAGGCGGCUUACAAGAGAAUGGAGAUGGGUGGUCGCAUCAUCCUUAUGGGAUCCAUCACUGGUCAGGCUAAGGGUGUACCCAAGCACGCUGUCUACUCCGGCUCAAAGGGUGCUAUCGAGACCUUCACCAGGUGCAUGGCUAUCGAUGCUGGCGAGAAGAGGAUCACUGUCAACUGCGUUGCACCCGGUGGUAUCAAAACCGACAUGUACCACGCCGUGUGCCGCGAGUACAUUCCCGGUGGUGACAAGCUCACCGACGACCAGGUCGACGAGUACGCCUGCACAUGGUCCCCUCACAACCGUGUUGGCCAGCCAGUAGACAUCGCCCGCGUCGUCUGCUUCCUUGCUUCCCAAGACGGUGACUGGGUCAAUGGAAAGGUCAUUGGCAUUGACGGCGCUGCUUGCAUGUAA